Molecule: messenger RNA, 1718 nt
Organism: Hibiscus syriacus
Lineage: Eukaryota; Viridiplantae; Streptophyta; Magnoliopsida; Malvales; Malvaceae
Product: pollen-specific leucine-rich repeat extensin-like protein 3
Exons: 1
Coding region: 13-1647 (544 amino acids)
Molecular function (GO): protein binding
Source: RefSeq, a predicted model, not a curated record
AGUACAUCAAGGAUGGCUAGCCUUCAUAGAUUGUAUGCCUUUGGCGGCUUUCUCUUAUUUUCUUGUAUUUUCUAUUCGUUAUCUACAUCCGUCCUCGCAUUGACCGACGACGAGGUAGCUUUCAUCGUUCACCGUCAGCUUAAUAGCCUUCCCCCGAACGAUGAGCUACCGGACGAAGUCGAGUACGAGGUUAAAGUAACGGAGACUUUUGCAAACCAUAGGCUUAAGAGAGCUUUCAUUGGCCUUCAAGCCUUGAAAAAUGCUAUAUACUCGGAUCCUCUAAAUAAAACCGGCAACUGGGUUGGACCCGACGUGUGCGCUUACAACGGCGUAUUUUGCGCACAAGCGUUGGAUGACAAGAACUUGACGACCGUAGCGGGGGUCGAUCUCAACCAUGCCGAUAUCGCCGGGCACCUCCCGGCCGAACUGGCAAUGUUGGCCGAUGUUGCGUUGAUCCAUCUAAAUAGCAAUAGGUUUUGUGGGAUUGUGCCCAAGACAUUGUCUAAGAUGACAAUUAUGUACGAGUUUGACAUAAGUAACAACUGGUUCGUUGGCCCUUUCCCUGAAGUUGUACUCACAUGGCCCUCGAUAAGGUACAUUGACCUAAGGUUCAAUAACUUUGAAGGACAACUACCACCGGAGCUCUUCGAGAAACCAUUGGACGCCUUGUUUUUGAACAACAAUCGGUUCACGUCGACCAUCCCCGACACGAUUGGCACGUCGACGGUGUCGGUCGUGGUGUUCGCUAAUAACAAAUUCGAAGGUUGCAUUCCGCGUAGCAUCGGUAAUAUGAAGAACUUGAAUCAGAUAUUGUUUUUGAAUAAUAACCUCGGCGGUUGCUUCCCACCGGAAUUAGGGAUGCUAAAGGAAGUGACGGUCUUUGAUGUAAGCUCGAACAAUUUCGUCGGCUCGUUGCCGGAGACAAUUUCCGGCAUGGAGAGCAUAGAAUUCCUGGAUAUUUCCGGUAAUAAGCUUACCGGAACGGUGCCUGAAGCUGUUUGCAAGUUGCCAAAGUUGGAGAAUUUCACAUAUUCUCGCAACUAUUUCCAAGAUGAAGCCGAUGCCUGCCGAGCGGCACCGGGGAAGAACAUCGUAUUCGACGGCGCCGUUAAUUGUUUGGCUGAUCAGCCGCAACAGAAAUCGGCCGAAGAGUGCCAACCGGUUGUGAGUAAUCCGGUGGAUUGCAGUAAAGAUAAGUGCAGCAAAGUGUCUUCACCACCAAAGCCACCGGUAUUUCCGCCACCUCCGCCCGUGCCUGUCGCCUCUCCACCACCACCAGUUUACUCUCCACCUCCUCCAGUCUACUCACCACCUCCGCCUGUCUACUCACCACCACCACCCGUCUACUCUCCACCCCCACCACCUCCAGUUCUCUCACCCCCACCACCAGUCUACUCUCCACCACCACCUCCUCCAGUCCUCUCACCCCCACCACCCGUCUACUCACCACCACCACCCCCGCCAGUUCGCUCCCCACCACCACCCGUCCAUUCUCCUCCACCCCCAGUUCUCUCACCACCACCACUGGUUCACUCACAACCGCCACCCGUCCACUCACCACCUCCACCUAAACCGGACAUUACCCUCCCUCCAAACUUGGGAUUCCAGUAUUCAUCGCCACCUCCGCCAAUGUUUCCGGGAUACUAAAUAAUAUAACUCAUUGCAUCCUUAGUUAUAUUAUACUGCAUAUUCUUCCUUUCGUGUAUAACAAAAAAAAG